Bactrocera dorsalis (oriental fruit fly) is the source of this 2273-nucleotide messenger RNA. RefSeq lists its product as uncharacterized. The transcript has 8 exons. Lineage: Eukaryota; Metazoa; Arthropoda; Insecta; Diptera; Tephritidae. Bases 912 to 2033 code for a protein of 373 amino acids. The record is from RefSeq and is a predicted model, not a curated record.
CGUUCAGUUCGGUUUCGCUUUGCUUUCGAAAGGUUUUCAAUUUAGUUUCGUUCUGCACUCCUCAUUCGGUUCGGUUUCGUUUUGUGAAUUUCGCUUUAAUUUGGUGUAAAGAAAUUUUGUUAAUAAGCUAAACGUGAUUUCUAAAGCGAUGAGCGAUGGCAAAAUGUGAUUGCGAUUUCUUUAUCGAACGAAAUUGCGAAUUUGCCAAGAAGCAUUUGUGCCAUAAUUACUUGUGUAUGCUAAGUCUUUAGAUAUGUAGACAUAUGUACAUAUGUAUAUCUAUAGUGCUCAAAGUGUGUGCUCCAGUUUUUCUGAUUUCCAAAAUAGAAAAACAACACAGAUUCGUGAAAUAUUUCAAUUGUGAAAAAUUCAUCAGCUAGUGGGCUAUAAAUAGCCAGUUGAAAUCUUUUUGGCUUCCAUAUUAAUUUUCAGAAUAACUUUACUCGCUGCGAAUCCCAUACACUUCGGUCAUUCGGCCGAGCACUUUUCGUCCAUAGUAUUCGGUCAACGAGAGUUUGGUUAUUUUCGCAAGUGAAAGUGUGUUUGUGUGUGCGCGUGUGUUGGAGGAUCCCAAAUGGGUUUUGACAAACACCACCCAUUGCUCAAGUGAAAACCGCAAGUGCCACAAGGCCAAAGAUAAACACUUUUUUGUAUCGAAAGUAAAGACCUUACGCAAAUUCACUGAUAAACAAACAAACAAAAAGCGGAAGACGAUUGAAACAAUAAUUUAUGAAAUGCAGGAAUUUUGUUAAAUUUGUUGAAGCGUGAUUUUGUUUCUUCGCUGUGAUUUUCGACAUUUUUAAUUUAUUUGAAUUUGCUUAUUCUUCUUUGACUGGAGCUAAGAAGUUCACUUAAUUCGGCACGAUAUGAUGCGUAAAACUUGAUUUAUGCAUCUGCCAUCGCAUUGAAUUAUGGAUUUAGCAGAUCAAAUCGAUGAUUAUAUUUGUUCAUUUGAAGGAAUUGGUGAUUUAACAAUGGACUCACUAGCAAUGUUCAUAUUUAUUUGGGCUGUAUUGGCCCUCUUCUUAGUAUGGCUGUGUAAAUUUUUAUACAAUAAAUAUAUGGUAAAUAACAACAACAAAACGCCGACAAGUCAGAGCAACAGUCGGCAGAGCAGUGUGGCGCCCGGUGCUGCCAGUGCAGCGAAAACUGAAGCGAGCAAACGACUAUCCGAGCCGAGAGAGGUGAUGGCGAGCAAAGCAGAUUUUAAGGACUUAGCCGCCAAACCCGGUGGUGCUGCACGCGGUCGCGCGCCCGGUGGCGGUGCUGGGGGUGCAGCUGCUGGUGCUGGCGCACGCCGCCGCAUGGUGCGACAGGGCUCUACUGGACCAGAAAGCCGCAAAAAACGUUAUGUGCCGCCACCCUCCAAUGUUGUUGGCCCCGAAACAACUUCCGUUACUUGGACUAGUCAAGUGUUCCGUUGGCUUUACAGCGAUCUUGUGAUUGUCAACGAAUUGCUAACCUCUUGGGUUAUAGCCUUAAAUGAAACGCUGAAGAAAUCGAUGGAAGAGCAUGGCGUCGCAGUGGAGGUGGUGCGCGUGCUGCCCGACAGUCCACCACCCAGUUUGAACAAUAUAUUUUGCAACUGUGAUGAAACGAAUCCAUCGAAUAUGCUGAUCACCUUUGAUUGUGAUGCACAGCCGGUGCUGCAGGUGAAGACGUACCGCCAGAAGGCCGGCAAGGUUGAUACCUCCCAUUACAAAGUGACCAUCUCCCGCUUCCGUGCACGCAUGGCUACCGCCAUGAACUACAACACACUCAAAGGCGAGAUGAAGGUGGAUGGUUAUCCCGAUAUCCGCGUUGCCAUGAAUAGUGUGGGCGCCAUCAAGCCAAUGGAUCAAGAUGAGCAGCAGCUGCAAGGAGUCAUUAGUGACAUAAUCACGGCCACACUGCGCGACACCGUCUAUCCAGUCGACUUUUCGGUCUACGCAACCUGCCCACGGGCCGAGAUCGACCCGCUUGACAUGCCUGUAAUAUAUCCCGUCAAUUAUGAUGCGUUAGCGAGGGCUUAUCAAUAUUAUUAUAAUUAUUGAACAUGAUUUCGCCACUGAAUGUUACAAUUUCCAAAAGACAAAACAUAAAUUUGUAAAGAAACUCGCAUGUUGUACCGAAAAUUAUACACAUACUUAUGUAGAAAUACUAGUUAUCAAAUAAAAGGCAAAUUUCAUUGCCUUCGCAAACUGGAAAACAUGCUUUACAUUGCCUACAAUUUCCCGCUCAUUUCACUCAACAAUUUUUCUCGUUUCAUUUCUCUUUCAUACUUCACCAAAAAA